UGUUCGUAUAAAGUAUUGUAUUUUAGGCUUUAGGCGAUUACAGUUAAACACUUAAAAUGCCACCCAAAAAGAAAAAGGGUAAAAAAGGCAAGAAAGGAAAAAAAGGGAAGAAAAAGGAUGAACAGAAAGAAGAGGACAAAUACAAGAAAACUGUUCGAGAAAUAUCUAUUUUGAAAGACCACUUGGCCCAUAGAAAUGAGAUUGCCCGAAGAUCAGAAGCUCAUGCAACCGAUGCAAAAGAUCAACUUCAGAAAGUGGUUACAAAGCUCGAUGCUCAGAAAGAAGAACAAAAAGACAUCAGUGCCGAUCUGACGAGGCAAUACAAGACGAUGCAAACUGAACUUGGGAUAAGCGUCCAUCAGUUGGAAGCUGAGGUUGGCCACCUGAGGCAGCAACUAUCUCAUUGCCAAAUUGAGCUUGAACGAACGAAAAGUGAGAAAGAAAAAAUGGAAAAGGAAAAGAAUCAAAAAAUUAUUGAACUGGAGACAAAGAUAGAUGGAAUGGAGGGAGCUUAUGAAAGAGUCCUCACUGAGUCCCUGGAUUCACUCAUUGGAAAGAUAGACACAACGAAGAGCAAAUGGGAAGACCAGAGCAUCCACAUCCAGGAGCAAAAUAAGAAGAUGUUGUUGGAGUUUGGGCUCAAUCAUCUUGAUAUAUGAUGCUUUUGCACACGGCACACAAUUUUGCUCAUGGCAUUUGCACACAGCAUGUAUUUUCAACUUAACAAUUAUGACAUUUAAUCUUUAUGACAUCAUUUUUAUAUCGUUUAGGUUUGAAAGUCACAUAUUCUUUUAAGUUUAAGAUUAUUUUCUGACUGUCCACUGGUAUGCUAAAAUAUCUUUAUGGUCUUUUUAUCACUGGCUACUUUUUUACAAUGUCAAAUUAACUUGAAUGUAUUACCUGACUGUUUUUUUACUAAUUCAUUGCCUGAUAAUGUUAUUGUUUACCUGAUUUAUACACCUGUACUUUACCAUAACAUUGCAUUCUACCUAAUAUGGGCAUAUGACGUCAGCGCUACUGUGACAUCACACUGUGGGUUAUCAAUAAACAAACUGAGGUAUUACA
Messenger RNA from Ciona intestinalis (vase tunicate), 1065 nucleotides. Its product is annotated as dynein regulatory complex protein 12-like. NCBI's taxonomy places the organism in Eukaryota, Metazoa, Chordata, Ascidiacea, Phlebobranchia, Cionidae. The record is from RefSeq and is a predicted model, not a curated record.